Hibiscus syriacus is the source of this 283-nucleotide messenger RNA. Its product is annotated as gibberellin-regulated protein 6-like. The record is from RefSeq and is a predicted model, not a curated record. The transcript has 3 exons. Lineage: Eukaryota; Viridiplantae; Streptophyta; Magnoliopsida; Malvales; Malvaceae. The coding region runs from base 9 to 251 and encodes 80 amino acids.
GGCAUCACAUGGCCAUGGAGGUCAUCACUAUGAUCAAAAAAAUUAUGGCCCUGAAAGCCUCGAGCAACCAGUGCCCAUCACAGUGCACAAGGAGGUGUAGUAAGACCCGGUACCAUAAGCCAUGCAUGUUCUUCUGUCAGAAAUGCUGCAAGAAAUGCCUGUAUGUGCCCCCGGGGUAUUAUGGGAACAAAGCUGCUUGCCCUUGCUACAACAACUGGAAGACCAAGGAAGGAGGACCCAAGUGCCCUUGAACCUUGAAAUUUUACCUUACUGGCUUACUAUA